CUGUUCUAAACUGAGUGCAAAGAACUAGUCUUUCUUUUUGUUUCUUGCCUACUUUUCUCAUCGUGGUGUUCUAAUGGCAGCAGUAUAAAAUUAGGUGGAUUGAUUGAAUCCUGACACAUGCAGUUUUUAUUUUUUCAGACUAGAAAGCCUUUUCUUUGGUACUAAUUUUGAGCUUAUUUGGAAUACCACUUUUGGCUUUUUCCAACAGGAAAUAAAUCAAUUCAAACUUCUUGGUGUCCUUAUCUGCAAAAGAGCAAAAAAUAAUACAAUGGAACCAGACUUUCUCACUGCUUUUGCACAGCCCAGUGCACUUCAUCAUUCACCACCUAAGAAUGACAUUGUUCAAGGAGAAAAGAGGAAAUUAAUAAAUCCUACAUCCUGCAAUAAUGCUAAGCUGGACGAACUACAAAUGCUCUUGAUAGAUUGGAUUAACACAACCCUGAAAGAGGAACACAUCAUAGUAAAAAGCCUGGAAGAAGAUCUGUUUGAUGGGCUGAUACUUCAUCAUCUCUUGGAAAAACUAGGAUCUCUCAGGCUGGAUGUUGAGAAGAUGGCACUGACGGAAAAAAAACAGAAGCGUAAACUUGCUGUUAUUCUGGAAGCUGUGGGCCAGUGUUUACAACUAGAAGAGAGCCAGCUGAAAUGGAGUGUUGAUUCUAUCUUCCAGAAGGACUUACUGAGCACAUUAUAUCUUCUGAUUGCAAUAGCAAAGCACUUCCAACCUGAUCUGCCUAUCCCUUCAAAUAUUAGUGUGGAAGUAAUAAUCAUUGAGCGUACCUUAACAGGAUUAAGGACAGAAAAUGCAGUGGAAUAUAUCACGGAGAAUAGAGAGAAUUUAGAAGGCCAGUCAAAAGCUGAUGCCUUUGAUGAAUUAUUCUCACAUGCACCGGACAAACUGGAUGCUGUGAAAAAGGUGCUUUUGCAAUUUGUCAACAAGCAUGUUGGAAAAUUAGGAUUAAACGUGAAAGAUGCUGACUCUCAGUUUGCAGAUGGAGUUAUCUUGCUUUUGUUAAUUGGACAACUUGGGGGGUAUUUCCUGAAUUUAAGGGAGUUCUUCCUGAACCCAAACUGUGCUACGGAAAUGCUUCACAAUGUUAACCUUGCAGUGGCUUUGCUGACAGAUGGAGGUCUUCUAGAUUUUCCUGUCAAUGCUGAAGAUAUAGUGAACAGAGAUAUGAAGACUACAUUGCAGGUUUUGUACUGCUUGUAUUCCAAAUACAAGACCAAAGAAACAUGAAGAGUGAAACUAAGAGCUAGAUUUUCUUGCUAGUGUAUGCUGGGUUUAAUUUUCAGUCCCUAGCUAUGUGUUUGCCACUUUGCACAUGCGCACACCCUGUAUGACACUUGUUGUAUUAAUAUGCUUUGAAAAGUGUGUAUGCUUGCAAAGUUGCAGUUAUAUAACUUGUGCUAUCUAUAAUAUAAAUGUGUAUGCACGUGCGUAUUCAGGGGCCAGUGUUUUCUGCUGUUCCUUGGCUGUGAAUUUUGCCACAGAAACAGAAUCCACCCCUUGCUUCGUCUAAGGCCCCCAAAUGUUGUAAAGACUUGUCAAUGUGCUACCCCAGCCCCUGCUUCAACACCUCACCCUUUUAUCAGCGAGGGAGCUGGAAGUCAUUUUUAGAACUUCGCACCUGUACUUGCACUGAGGUUGCUGCAGCACCAUGAUGGAGUUGAAGUCCAUGGAUAGAUUCCAAGGGGGCUUGAAGCCCAUAGUCUAAUAACUCCUGUACUACAUUUUCAGGCAGGAUGAUGAGAUUAAUAAUUUUAAAAAAUGGCUAGCGGUAUGAAACUUGACAAGGCAUGAAAUGUUUGAAAAAACCUGCUUGCCUCUUAAAAUACAUUUUACAUUGGCGAGACUAUGCAGGCCAUCCACUCUACAGUAUUGUGGAUUUCCCCGGUCCUCCAUACCUCCUAAAAAACCAUGAAAGAGCCCCCUUAUUUGCCCUUUAAUCUAACACAACAUUGUGGCCUGCUGCAGCCCUCUUCUCCCUGCAACUCUUGUGCACCUACUUAUGGCCAGCCUGAAUACUAGUCUCUGCACUAUCUAAGUGCAAGGGGAGAGUCUAACAUGACUCCACCUUCCCCCUUACAAGGGUGCAUGGAAGGGUGGGUUGGGGUGUGGCUCAUUCUAUCCCAGUAACACUCAGAGUCCAGCACUGAUGGGAGUUUAUACUGAAACCUUUUUGUAGCUGCCACUUCUGAGUUUGCUCUUGUAGGGCACACAAACUGUAUUGGGACUAUACAGGAUACCUAUUCUGUACAAUACCUCCAGCAGCUGCCACUAAGGUAUGCACCCACGCAAUCCCCACCCUAAUGUAACUGUGGCUGCAAAAGCCACAUUCCUCUCCUUUAACUGCCACCCUGGUGUUUAAGUCCUAGGCCCUUUGCGGCUUUCUUCAGCUUCAUUUGACCUUAACGUUAUUUUAAAUUUGCAUUUCAUGUAUAUUUGGCUUUGAAAAAUUAUAAUUAUGCAAAGCUACUGAAGGAGAGAGUUCCACAAACCGCUAUGAACAUCAUAAUCCCAUUUGCAUUGAUGCUAAUUAUCAAGAUACAUUUUACAAAGGAAAAUCCAAUGUCUGGCGCCAACAGGUUACCAAAAAAGAGCACCCUGCUUCAAUAGCAAAAGUUAAUUAAAUCAGCUAUUCCAAAAGAUUCAUAUGACGUACAUUCUUAGGGUUAUCUCAUGUAUGAAUCUCUGUAGAUAUCUUGUUUUAUUCUCCUGAUGGGCUCCAAACAUCUAAUGAAGGGGAAGACCUUAAAAGUUUGUGUUAUUUAUUCACUGAUACGUUUACCGGAACAUUACAUGAAGAUUAGAACACCGCUAGAUUACUGAGGAUACAGAAAUAGAAUGUCCAUCACAGAGGGAUUUAAUGACUCUGGGGACUGGUACUAUGGUAUAGGCACAGCCUUUUGCCGUUAGGUAAUUGGUUAGAAUCCAGCCCAUGUUGUUAGUGACUGGAAGUCAUUACUAGAUGAUGUAUUUUUAGUGGCCUAUGGUCACAUAAACACCACCCAAUACCGGAAACCUACUGACAGCUAUACUUACCUACAUGCCUCCAGCUUUCAUCCAGGACACAUCAUACGAUCCAUUGUCUACAGCCAAGCUCUAAGAUACAACAGAAUUGGCUCCCAUCCCUCAGACAGAGACAAACACCUACAAGAUCGUUAUCAAGCAUUCUUAAAACUACAAUACCCACCUGGGGAAGUGAGGAAAGAGAUUGACAGAGCGAGACAGGUACCCAGAAGUCACCUAUUACAGGACAGGCCCAACAAGAAAAAUAACACCACUGGCAAUCACAUACAGCCCCCAGAUAAAACCUCUCCAGCACAUCAUCAACGAUCUACAACCUAUCCUGGAAAACAAUCCCUCACUCUCACAGACCUUGGGAGGCAGGCCAGUCCUCACUUACAGACAGCCCCCCAACCUGAAGCAAAUACUCACCAGCAACCACACAACAGAACCAGUAACCCAGGAACCUAUCCUUGCAACAAAGCCCGUUGCCAACUGUGUCCACAUAUCUAUUCAGGGGACACCAUCAUAGGGCCUAAUCACAUCAGCCACACUAUCAGAGGCUCAUUCACCUGCACAUCUACCAAUGUGAUAUAUGUCAUCAUGUGCCAGCAGUGCCCCUCUGCCAUGUACAUUGGCCAAACCGGACAGUUUCUACGUAAAAGAAUAAAUGGACACAAAUCAGACCUCAUGAAUGGUAACAUACAGAAGCCAGUAGGAGAACACUUCAAUCUCCCCGGUCACUCAAUAACAGAUUUAAAAGUAGCCAUACUUGAACAAAAAAACUUCAGAAACAGACUUCAAAGAGAAACUGCAGAAUUAAAAUUCAUUUGCAAAGUUAACACCAUUAAUUUUGGCUUGAAUGGGGACUGGGAGUGGCUGGCUCACUACAAAAGCAACUUUCCCUCUCCUGGAAUUAACACUUCCUUAUCAAUUAUUGGGAGUGGACUACAUCCACCCUGAUUGAACUGGCCCUGUCAACACUGGUUCUCCACUUGUGAGGUAACUCCCUUCUCUUCAUGUGUCAGUAUAAUAAUGCCUACAUCUGUAAUUUUCACUCCAUGCAUCUGAAGAAGUGGGUUUUCUACCCAUGAAAGCUUAUGCUUAAAUAAAUCUGUUAGUCUUUAAGGUG
Messenger RNA from Caretta caretta (loggerhead turtle), 4139 nucleotides. RefSeq names its product parvin gamma (gene PARVG). Gene Ontology annotation, cellular component: focal adhesion; cytoplasm; actin cytoskeleton. Gene Ontology annotation, biological process: cell projection assembly; actin cytoskeleton organization; establishment or maintenance of cell polarity regulating cell shape. The record is from RefSeq and is a predicted model, not a curated record. Gene Ontology annotation, molecular function: actin binding. Lineage: Eukaryota; Metazoa; Chordata; Testudines; Cheloniidae.